AUGGACGGCGAUAAGCUGAAAGGCGGCAUCGUGAUCGGGGCCAUUGCGGGCGAAGAAGUGCGACAAGCCAACGAACAUGAACACAAUCUCACAUUCCUCGAGGCUUUGAAGCUAUACCCGACUGCAGUCUUCUGGAGUAUCUUCUUCUCACUCGGCAUAAUUAUGACCGCCUUCGAUCCACAGCUUCUGGGCCAGCUGUAUGCCACGCCGGCUUUCCAGAAAGACUUUGGCUAUCAGUACCAAGGCGAGUGGAUCAUCUCUGCUCCGUGGCAGACUGGUCUGGGUAUGGGCAAUCCAAUCGGUCAGGUUGUAGGAGCGUUCUUUGCAACUUAUCCGAUGGAAUGGUAUGGCAGGAAGAGGACUUUCGGUGUGUGCGUGAUUCUCACUGCAGCUUUCAUCUUCAUCCAGUUCUUCGCCCGAUCCUUGCCAGUGCUUCUGGUGGGCGAAUUGCUGGGUGGACUGGUGCUCGGCACUUAUGCGACCAUUGCGCCUACAUAUGCGUCAGAAGUCUGCCCCAUGGCACUUCGAGGAGUACUGACCAGUUACGUGAACCUCUGCUUCGUCAUUGGACAGCUCAUCGCGAACGGCAUCAUUGCUGGAACAAGCCAGCUUGACACACAUUGGGCGUACUCUGCGCCAUUCGCAGCGCAAUGGUUCUGGCCAUUAGUCAUUCUAAUCGGCAUGCCGUUUGCUCCCGAAUCACCAUGGUGGCUAGUCCGACAGAAUCGUCUCGAAGACGCAGAGCACUCUCUACGACGUCUGGCUUCUCCACGAGUCGACGUGAAGCCUACACUAGCGAUGAUGAUCGAGACCGACCGAUUGGAACAGGAGCUCGAAUCCGGAGUUACAUACUGGGACUGCUUCGAAAAAAUCAAUCUGCGGCGGACAGAGAUCGCUAUCGGAGUCUACUGCAUUCAAGUCGUUUCUGGCAUUUACCUUGUGGGCUAUGCAACCUACUUCUUCCAGCAAGCCGGUCUGCCUACCCGCGAAGCCUUCAAUAUGGGUGUCGGGUUCCUUGCAGUCGGCUUUGUGGGAACACUCUUUUCAUGGGUGCUUCUCAUUCGCUUCGGCCGCAGAGACAUCUACAACGUGGGUCUUACCAUCUUGAUGGUUCUCAUGCUCAUAAUAGGCAUCCUCGAUGUCGUCAAAUAUAAGAGUGGCGUCAUCUGGGCACAGUCAUCUUUGAUGGUUGUGUGGAACUUCUGCUACGACUUCAGCGUCGGACCCGUCUGCUUCGUCAUUCUCUGUGAGGUGUCUGCAACCAGAGUUCGAAGCAAGACCAUUGCCAUCGCGACUGCAGCGCAAGCACUCCUCGGCAUCGUCAUGACCAGUCUUAGACAAACAAUCAACACCUUCCCGUUUAUGAUCAACCCGGACCAGGCAGAUAUGAGAGGCAAGAUCGGCUUCUUCUUCGGAGGCUUGUCGGCGAUUAGCUUGCUGUGGACAUUCCUGAGAGUUCCAGAGACUCGUGGAAGGACGUACGAAGAGCUCGACAUCAUGUUCUCGCGCGAUGUGCCAACGAGACAGUUCAAGAAGUAUGUUAUUGAGUAG
Pseudocercospora fijiensis CIRAD86 is the source of this 1551-nucleotide messenger RNA. RefSeq lists its product as uncharacterized. Gene Ontology annotation, cellular component: membrane. Gene Ontology annotation, molecular function: carbohydrate:proton symporter activity. Gene Ontology annotation, biological process: transmembrane transport; carbohydrate transport. The coding region runs from base 1 to 1551 and encodes 516 amino acids. The transcript is spliced from 4 exons. The record is from RefSeq and is a predicted model, not a curated record. Lineage: Eukaryota; Fungi; Ascomycota; Dothideomycetes; Mycosphaerellales; Mycosphaerellaceae.